GAUGCACAUUUUUUUAUUUUUGUUAGCGGAGCAAGCAGCUGCAGCCCAUUUGAUUUCUUCUUCUUUUCUCUAUUUUCAUUUUCCCCCAAAUUCAGCAGCAGCAGCGGCAAAUCUUGUUCUUAUCUCUGAGAGUUAAUUCGGUUAUAAUUGAGUUAUUGGUAAAUAAAUGGUACUCUUGCACGCCGCCAGGAGAGGUGCUGCUUUUGUUGCCGGCCGCCGCUUGCACAACCGCACCUCUUCAUUUUUCGCUUGUUCAUGUACAGGCCUACAUAAGCGUCAGAAAACUGAUUCAAGUUUCGUGUUUCUCCGCUUUAGCUCAUAUCCUUAUGUUCUUAAACCUGGACAUUUUCAUACUACAUCUUGUGAAUCCGUUGAAAGUCUACAAGCAGGGAUAGAAUUAGCUGGUGAUGAGGAGAAAUCGAGAGAAUCAGCUGACAUUUUCCAAGAAUGGGGUUGUAGUGAGAGUGAUAUAUCCAAGAUUUUUGAGCGACGUUCAUCUUUACGUAAGAUGGACAUUCAUAUCCUUCGGUCUAAGCUCGACAUACUCUCUCGCUUGGGCAUCAAAUCAGCUGACCUUGUAAAGAUGGUGCAUUGCCGUCCCCGCUUGCUCAACUGCAGAAUCAACAUUGAUCUGAACGAACGCCUUGUAUAUCUGGAGGGUUUGUUCGGCUCAAAGGAGGUCCUAGUGAAGGCCAUCGUGCGGAAUCCUUCUCUACUGAUCUACGACUUCCAAAACAAAGUGAAACCCAUCAUUGCCAUGUACGAGUCGUUGGGCCUCAGCAAAGAGGACUUGAUAACUGUGCUUCUGUCUCGCCCCACUUUGAUCCCACGCACUAACCUGAAUGAAGAGAAGCUAGAUUACAUCCGUAGGACUGGAGUCUCGGAGCGUUCAAAGAUGUAUAAACACGUGGUUUCCAUAGUUGCUAUAUCACGCAUGGAGACCAUCCGUGAAAAGAUGCUGAGUAUGGAGAAAUACGGGCUCUCGGAGGAUGACUAUCUUUGUCUCAUCGGACGUUCCCCGCUCGUGAUGACCCUAUCUGUUGAUAAAGUCCAGAGGAACAUGACAUAUAUACUAGGUACGAUGAAGCUACCAGCCAGCGUGGUACUACAUAAUCCGUUCCUGAUCUUCUUCAACCUGGAGAAGGUCCUGAAACCGCGUUUCCUGAUAGCAUGUAAAAUUGACGAUAUGGGACUUGCUCCUCAGAUCAAGGGACCUCUCUUGUUGAGAGCGAUGAGGAUGUCAGAUAAGAGAUUCAUCAAAGCAUUUAUAUCUUGCCACCCCGAGAGCGUGGCCGAAGAGCUGCUCACGGCAUAUAAAAAUGCUAAAUGCGUCAGAAGGUUAGCAGAGUCCUCAAAGAAGAACUUGCAUACAGGAUUCCCGUUCUGAAUGGUUCUUUUACUACUUGUGAGUUGAUUGAUGGAAUUUUUUGUUAUUCUUUUGAUCUAACUACAUCCGCGUUUGCCCUUUCCUCUUGGAUGCUCAUAGGCAACAUUAUGCUGCUGUGGACAGACCAUGAAAAAGGCAAAAAAAAUGUGAGUUGUAUAUCUAUAAUGAACUGUUUAGUUGUGAUUUCAUGUUAUAUCCAGAUCUAUAAAUUUGCCAGGCUAUUCUUACGAUAAAGCACAUUCUGCUUUACUUCCUCCACGAAGCUCUAGCAAAGAAGGUACAGUGGAUGGUUUGCCUUUUCUUUUCUUUUUUGGGGUAAUUGAGUCUAAUAUAUGAAUUUUCACCA
Messenger RNA from Salvia miltiorrhiza (redroot sage), 1733 nucleotides. RefSeq names its product transcription termination factor MTERF9, chloroplastic-like. Gene Ontology annotation, cellular component: chloroplast. The record is from RefSeq and is a predicted model, not a curated record. The coding region runs from base 167 to 1387 and encodes 406 amino acids. Gene Ontology annotation, biological process: regulation of DNA-templated transcription; chloroplast organization. Gene Ontology annotation, molecular function: double-stranded DNA binding. Lineage: Eukaryota; Viridiplantae; Streptophyta; Magnoliopsida; Lamiales; Lamiaceae. The transcript is spliced from 2 exons.